Gorilla gorilla gorilla (western lowland gorilla) is the source of this 3166-nucleotide messenger RNA. RefSeq names its product calcium homeostasis modulator family member 2 (gene CALHM2). Gene Ontology annotation, cellular component: plasma membrane. Gene Ontology annotation, molecular function: monoatomic cation channel activity. The record is from RefSeq and is a predicted model, not a curated record. Lineage: Eukaryota; Metazoa; Chordata; Mammalia; Primates; Hominidae. The transcript has 4 exons. Bases 1829 to 2800 code for a protein of 323 amino acids.
CCUCUGCCUGGUGGCGCCGGGAGGCUGUUUUUCCACUCACUGGCGCGCAGACUCCAUCCCACUGUUUUCUUCUCUCUUUUCUGGAGUUAGUUUAGUCUGAAGCCGCCACCAGCCCCAGGCCCCCGUGCAGAAGAAAAGCGGGAGGGAACUGCGGAGGCCGCCGCUGCCUUGCACCGCCCUCCUGGAGGCCACUUGGAGAGUCCGGCCCCGAGGAGGCCAUGGCCACAAGUGCCCACAGCUGGCCCCAGGGAGCAGUCCUGCCCCUCCCCGAGCCGCCAGUCUCCUGUCGUCACUGAUGUUGGAGGAGGUCCCACUGGGGGUCUGGAUGUGACCCAUCCUUGGCCUGGGGGCAGUGGCCUCAGAAGAUGGCCUGGCCCAUCCUCUGCUCACCACCCACCCUGUGCAGGUAUCUUGUACCCCACUAUGAGCCAGUUUAUGAACCCAGGGCCUCCACAGGGAGCUAAUUAGGAGCCUAGAAGCCAUGAAGGGAAAAGGAUGGGGCAAAGGGGGCUGACUUUAACCCAUUCAUCCCCAGCAGUGAUGCAAACUGCCUUUCCCAGGAAGUUAGGCUGGAAGCUCCAGGCUGUGAAGUGGGGGAAGAAUCAGACUCCUCCUCCUCCUCCUCCUCAUCCUCCUGUUGUUCCUCCUGGUCCUCCUCCUCCAGCUUCUCCUUUUCUUGGAGUCUGCAUGGCCACAUGGCUCUGCCUGAGCCCAUCUGGCAGCCUUCCUUGGCAGGGACGGAAGGGGUGAUCUAGAAGGGGUGAUCCCUCCAUGAAGCAUGGAAGGGAACAGGGCCAGGUCUGUGUCUGGCGCUCACCCCAUCCCUCCACUCCCUGGCUUCCUCUGGCCUGGGGAGUUUUGUUUUUCACCCUCCAGAUGGGGAGGACAUGGGGCCACACCCUGGCCUGUCUCUCAGGCUUGUGUGGGUGGAGGCUGGGAAGGGAGUUGGACUAAACUUCGCUGUUGCCCGAGGCCAUGGCCACUUCCCGGCAGGUUGCCAGCGUCGCUACAGCCCAGACCAAGGCAGAAUAAUCUCCGGAUGAGCUGGUGGCACCGCUGAGCCUUUGGUCUCACCAGGGCUUCCUGUUGCUGGCAGGCGGGGUGGAGCGGGGCUGCUGGGAGGCUGCUGGAUAGGAGACGGGUCACGGCUGUGGAAGAGGAGGUUCUUCGGGACACUCGUGGAUGGAUACGGCAAGGCUGAGACCCUAAGGACACGCCCUGGAUCCAAGGGGUCCCUGGCCCCUCUGCUAAUAUGCGCCACCUGGACUUCCAGAGGGAAAGCCAGUCAGCACCCCACAUGCAUUAGCACCAUGGGCCACCCCCAAGCCCUACCCCAGGAGAAGCUCGUGGUGGCAAAAAGAACCUAAGCAUUUGAGGCAGGUCACCCAAGCUUGAAUCUCAGUCUGCCUCUCAUCUGUGACCCUGGCGAGCCACUCGUCCUCAGGAAGCCUUCACUUUCCCUAGUGCCCGGCGGGCACACAGCUCAACGUGGGACUGUGAGGAUGGGAAAUGAGGGGUGCCAUGCGCCCUGGAGGAACUCAGUGAACAGUGGCAACUGUCACUUCCCUGGGGCCCUGCGGUCCUUCCUUUCUCCCCAGCCUGUCCACACUAGCAUCUUCCUCAACUCCUGGUUUUCAGAGGGAAACACUUAUCGGUCAUCUGCUCCACAGGAAACACCAGGCCAACCACAGCUGGGGAUAAAAUAGCACAACCACACCCUGCCGUCCAGCGCCUCCCAGCCUGUGCCCCUUCCUAGUACCACCAGCAACCAUCAAUCCCGUCUCCUCCUGCCUCCUCUCCUGCAAUCCACCCCGCCACGACUAUCGCCAUGGCAGCCCUGAUCGCAGAGAACUUCCGCUUCCUGUCACUUUUCUUCAAGAGCAAGGAUGUGAUGAUUUUCAACGGCCUGGUGGCACUGGGCACGGUGGGCAGCCAGGAGCUGUUCUCUGUGGUGGCCUUCCACUGCCCCUGCUCGCCGGCCCGGAACUACCUGUACGGGCUGGCGGCCAUCGGCGUGCCCGCCCUGGUGCUCUUCAUCAUUGGCAUCAUCCUCAACAACCACACCUGGAACCUCGUGGCCGAGUGCCAGCACCGGAGGACCAAGAACUGCUCCGCCGCCCCCACCUUCCUCCUUCUAAGCUCCAUCCUGGGACGUGCGGCUGUGGCCCCUGUCACCUGGUCUGUCAUCUCCCUGCUGCGUGGUGAGGCUUAUGUCUGUGCUCUCAGUGAGUUCGUGGACCCUUCCUCACUCACGGCCAGGGAAGAGCACUUCCCAUCAGCCCACGCCACCGAAAUCCUGGCCAGGUUCCCCUGCAAGGAGAACCCUGACAACCUGUCAGACUUCCAGGAGGAGGUCAGCCGCAGGCUCAGGUAUGAGUCCCAGCUCUUUGGAUGGCUGCUCAUCGGCGUGGUGGCCAUCCUGGUGUUCCUGACCAAGUGCCUCAAGCAUUACUGCUCACCACUCAGCUACCGCCAGGAGGCCUACUGGGCGCAGUACCGCGCCAAUGAGGACCAGCUGUUCCAGCGCACGGCUGAGGUGCACUCUCGGGUGCUCGCUGCCAACAAUGUGCGCCGCUUCUUUGGCUUUGUGGCGCUCAACAAGGAUGAUGAGGAACUGGUUGCCAACUUCCCAGUGGAAGGCACGCAGCCACGGCCACAGUGGAAUGCCAUCACCGGUGUCUACUUGUACCGUGAGAACCAGGGCCUCCCACUCUACAGCCGCCUGCACAAGUGGGCCCAGGGUCUGGCAGGCAACGGCGCGGCCCCUGACAACGUGGAGAUGGCCCUGCUCCCCUCCUAAGGAGCUGCUUCCCAUGCUCUUUGUAAAUGGCACUACUUGGUCCCAAACUGAACCCCACUGCUUGCUCACAUCCAUAUCAGAAGGGGAUUUUUAAAAAACUGUUAUCUUCUUGUCCAGGGGAAAGGACCACAAGGCAAUCUGGGGUGUGGACAGACCCAGUAGACAAUGGAAACCCCAGCCAGCAGGGCCAGGUGACAGUGAAGCUCACCAGUGGGCUCCUUUAUGGUACUCUAUGCAGUUAACAUGUGUCUAGCUGCAUAGGGACACCCAGCCCAGCAGUGCACCACUGGGAAGUGGCCUGCAGUGCAGCCUCUGGCCUUAUUUUAUAUAUUUAAAUUUUUGAUAAAGUUUUUCUUACUAAAAGGA